AUGUCGUUCCUUACUUUUCUCCUGUCAGACCCCCUUGGGAUUGCUUUGCUGGGGUCUCUGCUCUUCUGGAGGCUGUUCUGUUUCCUCACCCGACCCAAAGAGCCAGCUGGGAAGUGGCCCCCUGGGCCAACCCCUCUCCCUUUCAUUGGGAACCUUCACUUGCUGGAUCUCAGGAGACAGGACAAGUCACUAAUGAAGAUUGCAGAGAAAUAUGGCCCCGUCUUCACCUUUCACUUCGGUCUCCAGAAGAUGGUGGUGCUGACCGGCUAUGAGGCUGUGAGAGAGGCAUUGGUCAACUCUGCUGAGGAGUUUGCUGACAGACCACCCAUCCCUAUAUUCCAGUGCAUCCAGGAAGGCCAGGGUAUAUUUUUCUCAUCUGGGGAACUGUGGAAAACUACUCGUAACUUUACCGUGUCUAGCAUGCAUAAGCUUGGGAUGGGGAAAAAGCUGAUGGUGAAGAAGAUUCUGGAAGAAUUUAGCUUCCUGGAAGGAUUGAUAGACUCUUUCAAAGGCAAAUCUUUCAAGUUGAAACUAUUCAACAUGGCGCCAACCAAUGUCACUUUUCUUCUGCUCUUUGGAGACCGGUUUGAUUAUCAAGACCCAACAUUUGUUACUUUAUUAAGACUCAUAGAUGAAGUUAUGGUUCUUCUUGGCUCUCCCUUCCUCCAUCUAUUUAACUUCUACCCCUUCCUUGGAUGGUUCCUCAAACCCCACAAAACAGUCUUAGUAAAAAUAGAAGAGGUGAGAAUCAUCUUAAGGAACUACAUGGAGGCAAGCAGACAGCAAGUCCCUGGAGGAUACGUCACGAGCUACAUUGAUGAUCUGAUACAGAAGCAGAGCGAGGAGCCAAAGGUGGAGACGUAUUUCUCAGAUGCAAACAUUGUCGCCUCCAUCCUUGACUUGGUGAUGGCUGGUACUGAGACGACAGCUACCUCCCUGCAGUGGGCUGUGCUGCUCAUGGCCAAAUACCCAGAGGUCCAAGCCAAAGUACAAGACGAGCUGGACCGAGUCCUACAAGCAAGCAGGCUACCUGAAUAUGAAGACCAAAAGGCACUGCCUUACACCAAUGCAGUAAUUCAUGAAAUUCAGAGAUUCAUUACCCUUCUUCCCCAUGUCCCUCAUUCCACAUCGGUGGACACCCAUUUCAGAGGGUACUUUCUCCCCAAGGGCACCCCUGUCAUUCCCCUGAUUACUUCUGUGCUUCUUGAUGAGACUCGGUGGGAACCCAAUGAGUUCAACCCCAGCCACUUCUUGGAUGCGGAUGGGAACUUUGUGAAGAAGGCGGCUUUCCUUCCCUUCUCUAUCGGCCGCCGUGUUUGUAUAGGGGAGAGUCUAGCCAAGAUGGAGAUGUUUCUAUUCUUUGUGGCCCUGCUCAGAGAUUCACUUUCCAACCCGCCCCCAGGCAUCAAAGAGUCUGACCUGGACAUCACCCCUGAGGCAACCUUCACAAUGAGGCCUCAGCCCCAGUCAGUGCGUGCAGUGCCAAGGCCCUAA
Molecule: messenger RNA, 1494 nt
Organism: Trichosurus vulpecula (common brushtail)
Lineage: Eukaryota; Metazoa; Chordata; Mammalia; Diprotodontia; Phalangeridae
Product: cytochrome P450 2W1
Biological process (GO): xenobiotic metabolic process
Cellular component (GO): intracellular membrane-bounded organelle; cytoplasm
Molecular function (GO): iron ion binding; oxidoreductase activity, acting on paired donors, with incorporation or reduction of molecular oxygen, reduced flavin or flavoprotein as one donor, and incorporation of one atom of oxygen; heme binding
Source: RefSeq, a predicted model, not a curated record